Messenger RNA from Naegleria lovaniensis, 2313 nucleotides. RefSeq lists its product as uncharacterized. Gene Ontology annotation, biological process: cilium assembly; regulation of microtubule cytoskeleton organization. Gene Ontology annotation, cellular component: centrosome. Gene Ontology annotation, molecular function: gamma-tubulin binding. Lineage: Eukaryota; Heterolobosea; Eutetramitea; Acrasida; Naegleriidae. The transcript has 6 exons. The coding region runs from base 1 to 2313 and encodes 770 amino acids. The record is from RefSeq and is a predicted model, not a curated record.
AUGGCUUCAUCGCUCUCGCCAACUUCGCCCUCAUCGUUCCAACAACAUACCAAAGUCCAAGAAGAAGAUACCCAACAUGUCGUGACAGAGCCAUCAUUAAGGGAUAAUUCCGAGCUAAGAAUUCCUUCUCUUGAUCUCUCCACACUGAACACGAGUAAAACUAGUGAUACCGAAUUGGCGGACAUUCAAGAACAACAUCAUGACGCAUUGGAAGAAUAUAUUAAAGAUGAAAAUUUUGACGGCCUCUCCAUGGCCAUUGAAAAAUUGUGGAACAACAAACAACAACAAAUGAGCAAUACGAGAAAUCCAUCUGAGGAAGAAAUAGAUCCAAUCAAACAAUCAAAGAAUGAUGACAUUUCGCUUCAUAAUCAAGAUACAACGCACUUUACAAGCAAUGUUGGAGAGACAUCAUUGGCUUUGAAAAUAUCAUCUCCAACAUCUGCUAACAAAUCGAUUAUUUCUCUUUCAGAAAGCGAAGCAGAAGUACGUCUAAAGGAAUUACUACAAAAGAUUGAAAUUUCAUCAACACUUCAGGAAACUUGUAACAACCACGAGAACAUCCAUAACAGCUCCAUUUUGGAGCAAGAUCAUGCCAUGACUUCAACUCCUUCAAUACCACAACAGCCACCCCUUCCAAAAGACAUUACCCCUCAUCCCCAAGUUGAUGUUCAUGCUCUCAUUGAGCACUAUGAGCAUUUACAGGAAGAAUUGGAAAAAGUUGGCAUGGAAGAAUUUGCACCUUCAGAGGAAGCAAUUCCUUCAUAUCAAUCUCAAAUGGAUAAUCUUUUUCACAAAGACAAUUCCUCGCGAUACAAUGAGAUGGAUCAAAUAUUGCCGAUGUUGUCCACUUUAAUUGAGGAACGGUUACAACCCGUUUCUGAUCUACUACGAUCAAGUGGGUAUGCUGGUUUUGUUGGAGAAACCGAUAUUGUACAUAGAAUACGAGACACGUUCAAAAUAAUGCUGGAAGAUUUGGAUAGAAAAUCCAAAACCAUUGAGCUUCAAUCUAAAAAUCAGCAAGAGUUCACCAAAACCAUGAUAAAGCUAAAGCAACAAGUAGAAAAGGCGAAUGAAAUAACAAAUCAAUACAAGAUUCAACUGGAAAAAAAAGAAAUUGAACUCAAGUCUUUUAAGGAAAACAACAAUGUCAAUACAAGUAAAAACGAGAAGGAACUGGUUCAAAUGAGACGUACCAUUGACGGUUUAAAUGCCAAAGUUCUUCAAUACGACAGUAUUAUAAGCUCGAAGGAUGACGAAAUUAAUGAUCUCAAAAAGAAAAUGUAUCAAUUCGUCUCCAAAGAGGAAACAAAAAGAAUUAACUCGAUGAACAUUUUCUCUCAAAUACAUAAACGUAAACCAACAACAAAAUCUGAUGCCAAGGAGAUUGAUCUAAUUGGCAUGUACGAAGAGCAACGGAUACAGUUGAAGAGAGAGGUUGUAUUUUUAAAGAAAGAGGUGCAACGAUUAAAUGACCUUGAAAUUCAAAUGCAGAGCGAUUCUGACAACAAAAACGAGGAGCAAGUCAAGAAACUUUUAUCUCAACUUAAAGUUGAAAGAGAAAAGUACACCCAACUUGAAUCGGAAUUCAACGCUACGCAACAAAAAUUGAGUACAGCAAUAGCACAAAAUCAAAGGAUUACUGCCAAUUUGGAGGAAGAAAAUACAAGACUAUUGAAGGAACUACAAAACAGACCAUCAGCUCAAGAUUAUUCUCAAUUACAAAAACUUAAUGAAGAUUUUAGAAAGACAAUCAAGCUAUUGAGAAUUAAGGAAAAAGAAUUGGAAGAAAUUAAGAAGAGCAAUGAUCCCAAGUCGGUUUUAACAAUACCUGCUGGAAAGUGGUCAGAAUCUCCUAAUGAGAAGCGAAAAAAGCAACCCCAAGCAAGUACAACACCAAACAAGUUGAUAGAAGAGACACAAGCCGAGCUGAAAAGAUUCAAGGACAUUACUAUGGAAAUUUGCAAAAUUUUAAAUAUUUCUGACGUGGUUGAUCUGGUUCCAUCUCUACAAAAAACGAUUUCUAUUGUGAAAGCAGUUCCCAAGAUGGAAAAGUUCAUUUGUGAAGUAUGUGAAAUGUGCCAAAAAGGCACCAAUGAACUUGGACAUCAAAUUGAAUUGAAACCUAAAAUUGUAGCUCCUUUACUAGGGUAUUGGAUCGAAAAACUCAAAGACUCUCAAGUCAUGGAAAAAGAAAUUGCUGAACUUCUCAAUAGCAGGCCAAAUGCAACCACUAAAAUUGAUUAUUCAGAUCCAGAUUUCAAAGUGAUGAAGAGUCAAAUCAUUACAGCGAUACAGGAACUUAUAAAUCCAUGA